UGGAACGAAGAAGAGAGACGAUGGUUGCCUGCGAGGAGAAGCUAUUCAGGGCUGUCCUCGAAUAACCUGAUAGAACGUGUCGCUCAAUGUGGCUGUAUCCAUGCACAUUUCCAUCGGGAAACAACCUCGUCUAGCUUUAGGUAGCUUUUGUCGUUUGGGGAAUUAUGGAGGACGACUGUUUGUGCGAGUACGAUUCGACGUGGGACACGGAGAGUGAUGGAGAGGAACCAGUCGGAGAUGGCCAACCUCGUCGAUCCAGGACUUUAGUAUCGCGGCAUCACACGCCCAGAAACAUGAGGGCGGCAAAAGACAUGCAAAAUUACAGACGAGGAUACCCUAAUCUUACAGAUGAUGAUUGCUCAGAGGACAAAAUGAACAACUUGCAGUUCUACCUCAAUAAAUUCCCAUCUGCACCUGAUGAGUUCUACAUUGAAUCAUUCCUCAAAGAAUGGAAAAAUGACUACAAAAGGCUGGAGAGAGUUCACUCAUACAUUCAAUGGCUUUUCCCCCUUCGUGAACCAGGGGUCAAUUACAUGGCUUCUGAACUCACCAAGAAGGAGAUUGAGGCAUUUAAGAGAAAUGAGGAUGCCAAAAGAAGACUUGUGGAGUCCUAUGAACUAAUGUUGGGCUUCUACGGUAUCCGUCUGGUUAACAAAGAGAUCGGCGAGGUGACACGAGCAGAGAAUUGGAAAGAGCGCUUUGGGAACCUUGAGCGGAACAUGCACAACAACCUACGCAUCACACGAAUCCUGAAGAGCCUCGGGGAGCUAGGCUUCGAGCAUUUUCAAGCCCCGCUCGUGCAGUUCUUCCUCGAAGAGACUUUGGUCAAGAAGAACCUCAGCAAUGUUAAACGCAGCGUACUGGACUAUUUCCUGUUUGCCGUUCUGGAUAAACAGAAACGCCAGGAGCUGUUGCGCUUCGCCUACCUUCACUUUGAACCCAAGGAUAAAUUUGUGUGGUGUCCCAGAAAGAUUCAGAAACAAUUCAGGAAGGCAGAGAAACGAUCUGAAGCAGUCGGAAAUGGAGACGGGAAGGAUGAUGUCUACUCAAGGGCUAAAAGCAAAGAUGGAGAAAAAGGGCUUCCUGUCAAAGAGGAGGAAGUGGAUAACGCCGGUAAGGCGCAGAAGCAAAUGGAAACGAAUGGGGACCAAAUCACACUGCCUGAGCUGUCCGCUCACCCCAAAGGAGAUAAAAUGACAAUUGGAAAUGGGAAUUCCGAGUCCAAUAACAACAGCUUAGGGAAGAGCAAUGACUCAAACGAUGAAGAUGACGAAAUGGAACAGUCGCCCACUCCUGACACAGUGACCGUUACAGGUGAGCUCAGCGCAGACAUCAAGUCUAAACCUACCAACAGCUCACGGUGCGCCAUUCAGGAAACUGACCACGAUAUGCAAACAGAUGAAGACAUCAAGCCAGAGAAGCCAAUGAAGAAGAAGAGGGAAGAUGACUCUGUAACACAGAGCAACGGCGCUAAUGCAGACGUGAGCGGCGGCCAGGCAGAGGUAAAAUCUGCCGGUGACGUAGUCCCCCUAAUGAGCUUGCCUGCUCGAAUGCUUCUAAAGACUUCAAAACCCUCAACCUGCCUGUCAUCGGGGCGGGAAGAAAAGAUCCCUAGGACCGAUUUUACUAAAGUGCCAGACAAAGGGUUGCGUAUAAAGUCCAAUAACAACAGCUUAGGGAAGAGCAAUGACUCGAUCGAUGAAGAUGAUGAAAUGGAACAGUCGCCAACUCCUGACACUGUGACAGUCAAAAAUGAGCUCAGCGCAGACAUAAAGUUCAAACCUACCAACAGCUCACGGCACGCCCUUCAGGAAACUGAUCACGAUAUGCAAACGGAUGAAGACGUCAACCCAGAGAAGUCAUUGAAGAAGAAGAGGGAAGAGGACUCUGUAUCGCAGAGCAAUACCGCAGUCGUGAGCGGUGACCAGGCGGAGGUAAAAUCUGGCGGUGACGUAGUCCCCCUAAUGAGCUUGCCUGCUCGAAUGCUUCUAAAGACUUCAAAACCCUCAACCUGCCUGUCAUCAGGGCGGGAAGAAAAGAUCCCUAGGACCGAUUUUACUAAAGUGCCAGACAAAGGGUUGCAUGCAAAUGGCAGUGUCCAUAAAAACAGAGAUGAACUGACAAUUGAGAAGAAGGUGGAAGAUGUUGACAUGGAGUCAAACCCCUCGAGUUUAGACCCGAACGUGGGUAAUACAUGAAAACAUCUCGGGGCCCAAAUCCCUAAUUUCAGUCAAAUUGACCAUCUGUAAGCCACUGCUGGGAUUGUUUAAUUUUGAGUGAAAAUGCCACGACUACAGUCAAAUUACAUUCAGAAUCUGUCAUGUCAGUCUGGCAGAAGUGGAACGGUCUUAAAGCUUGAGGCCCUGUGCAGAAGCUGUACUGUACGUAAAAAUACAUUUUUGAAAAGCUGGAAAAAUAGUAUUAAAUAACAUCAGCCUAGAAAACGGAUUUUUUUCUUUAAUCACUCGUAUCGCACUAUAUUCAGUCAGUUCAAUCGGUACAGAACUGUGGCUUUAUUUUUGUUUACUGCACAGCUUUUAGUCCUACAAAGGGAGUAAUACCUGUGAGAACACUAACCGAAGUGGUACAAAUGUAUACAAUCACAUGCUUGCACAGUUGAAUUUGGUGUAACCAGCAUAUGGGACCCAAGUGUGAACACAACCCAAGACAAGCUAGUCGGUCCAAGUGCAGAAAGCCUCUUUGAAUGCAUGCUGUUUUCAUAAUUCAUAGUUCAUUUUCUAAAUCCGACUUUUUGUCACCGGUUAAAUGUAAAGUUUAAGUCUUUAGUUUACAAGUGCACCAGCAUAAGAAAAAUACAUAUUUGGUUGAUGCUAACAGAGACUGUAACAAUUUACUAAUUGGUUACAAUAAGUCAUACAAAAUUUGUAAAUCAUUUGAAACAAGUGAGUCUAGAAAGUAAAAAUACAUCAUAGAGGCAGCAUUAAAAGGGUAUUUCUGAGGAUCCUUUUGUUUGUAUUAUGUCAAAAUAAGUUAAAAAGCUAAAUCCUUUUCUAUACCACUUUGUUUAUUGUUUUAUCAUUCUAGAUGUUUUUGCACUGAAGAUUUCGAAGUUUUUUUUUGUUUCCCCUCUGCAGGCUGUUUCUAUGUUGAUGCUAAACUCCACACAGAUUGUCACAAAUGUUAUCUUUCAGUAAUUAUGUGUGCUUCACUCUUGUUGGAAUUUGAAGUUUGGAUAGCAGAAAGCCUUGCCAAAAAUGUGAUAGACUGCUUGAUUGUAUUAAAAACGUUUGUCUUUGCGUCAGGAUUGGCAAAGCUUAGUUCAAAUAUAUAUUCCUUUUCUAUUAUUAUAUUGGAAUAUGUUUGCCAGGGUGCUUGUUUUUCCCCCUUCAACACUUGAACUUGUGAUUCAAUGGUUAAAAAAAUAUAACUUAAGUUCUUUCUAUGUGACAUUUCCUUCAGCUGAAAACCCAAUUGUUUAAGAAGAGAAUAAAAGAUAUUUUCUGACAAAUUGGCAGAACUGAUCUGUUUUUGGAUCAUGUCUUGUGGACAUCCCUUGCAAUCGCAACAAUUUUAUUUCACUUGAUUAGCUUGGCACACUUAUCCUAUUUGGAUGCUGCCUCAUUCAAAGCAAAAAUAACCAUUGUCGUUUCUCUGCCAAUACAAUGUAUUUAAUGAACAGUCAAAAUGUGCUUGAAGGAAAGAUGUCUAUCACAAAAAUGUGGUAGAUGCCCACAAAAAAUUGAAAUUUGCACACACCUGCCACAAUUUAAACUGGGGAGUGGGGUGUUUUUGUUUUUUUUCGUGUCUUAUUACAUUUAAUGUCUGUUUUACUGUUGUCUGCAUAUGUCCAGGCAGAGAUUGAUUGAAAUUUUUGAGUGGCGCUUUGUAUAGACGCCAUGUAAUAGAGAAUAAUUUUUUUAAUUACGCCAACAACACAUGAAUGCUGCAUCCAUAUUUCUGUGUGUGUGUCAAACUGCCAGUCAUACAAUCGGCGGUGCAAGUUACACCUUCCCACCUGUUUUUACAGUUUAGUGCCAGAUAAACUGCCCAUCCUUCUUGUUUGUUUUUACUGCUGUGUUGAUGUUUGUUUGGUAGGCUAUAACUUUUAGUGGUUCCUAACUGUCGACCAACUCUAAUCCCAACCCAAAGACAUUUGCAAAAAAAUCUUUCAUGAAUAUGAACUAAGGCUUAUGACAAAUGUCAAUGAGUGUCAUUUAGUAAAUUAUUUCACUUUUGAUACAAUCUUGACAUUUUUUCGAAUGUCUUUGGGUUGGGGUUAGUUGGUUGACAGUUAGGGACCACUAAAAGUAAGCUUUACCGCCUAUUCCCAAUAAAUUGUGAAUUUAAAUGGUUCAACUUUACUCUUUACAUUUCAGGCAAUUAACUGCGGUAAACUACUCUGGUUGCAAAUUGAAGUAGCAGAUUAGCAGAAGUGGGUAGAGGGCCCAAAAACUUAACUCGAGUAAGAGUAGUGUCACUUCAAAAUAAUUACUCAAAAG
Corythoichthys intestinalis (scribbled pipefish) is the source of this 4460-nucleotide messenger RNA. RefSeq names its product opioid growth factor receptor (gene ogfr). NCBI's taxonomy places the organism in Eukaryota, Metazoa, Chordata, Actinopteri, Syngnathiformes, Syngnathidae. Bases 165 to 2198 code for a protein of 677 amino acids. The transcript has 7 exons. Gene Ontology annotation, cellular component: membrane. The record is from RefSeq and is a predicted model, not a curated record. Gene Ontology annotation, molecular function: opioid growth factor receptor activity.